AUGGCAGCAUACUCUGGCAAAAAAGCGAUCAUCAUCGGCGGCAGCCACGGCAUCGGUCUCUCGACAGCCCGACUGCUAGUCGAUCAGGGUGCACAAGUGCUCGUUACCGGCCGCAGUCCCGAUCCCAUUCGCAAUGCCCAGGAACAGCUGGGCGACCGCGGUCGCGUCGUGUCCUGCGACAUCACCUCCAGCGAGGCCAUUGCGCAACUAGUUCCUACGACAGAGGAAUACUUCGGCGCGGACACACCGAUUGACCUGGUCUUUAUCAAUGCCGGAUACGCCGCCCUGGAACGCUUCGAUGCCGUCACUGAUGCCUCCUUCCAAAAAACCAUGGACACUAACGUGUUCGGUGCCUUCUUCGUCACGCAGAAACUCGCCCCGAUGGUGCGUGACGGUGGCGCAAUCGUCUUCACCACCUCCGUCGCCAAUCAGGUUGGCAUCCCUGGAAUGGCGCUUUAUUCCGCCGCCAAAGCCGCCGUGCACUCGCUUGUGCAGACCCUGGCCGCCGAACUAUCCAGUCGUCGCGUCCGUGUCAAUGCCGUGUCGCCAGGUUUCGUGCAGACGCCCACAAUGGGCGUGGCGAACGUGUCCGAGGCGGACCGCUCGGCCUUUGAGAAAGAGGGUGUCACCUCGACCCCGUUGGGACGCAUUGGAAAGCCUGAAGAGAUUGCCCGCGCCGUCGCAUUUCUGGGAUUCGAGGCCACGUUCACGACGGGCUCGCAGAUAGUCCUGGAUGGAGGAUUGACAUCGUUGCAGGUGCAUAAUUGA
Molecule: messenger RNA, 768 nt
Organism: Aspergillus tanneri
Lineage: Eukaryota; Fungi; Ascomycota; Eurotiomycetes; Eurotiales; Aspergillaceae
Product: SDR family NAD(P)-dependent oxidoreductase
Exons: 1
Coding region: 1-768 (255 amino acids)
Molecular function (GO): oxidoreductase activity, acting on the CH-OH group of donors, NAD or NADP as acceptor
Source: RefSeq, a predicted model, not a curated record